GAUACACAGACCGCAUAAACGCCAUGUGCGGCACAAGAACUUACAUGGCCCCGGAAAUGUUAAUGGUUAUUGGAUAUGGCAUGGCAGCCGACUGGUGGGCCCUUGGAAUCAGUAUAUACGCUAUGCUCAUGUAUGAGUUACCAUUCAACAAUGAAGAUCAGAAUGAGCUAGUGAACAGCAUCCUUUAUGAUGAAAUCGAGCUGCCAGAAGAACUAUCAGAGGAUGCCUCUAAUUUAAUAUAUGAAGUAAGUUGGCCCUAGCACAUCAGUGUCAUGUGACUUUAUCAACCUGUUAUGCUAAGGGAAUAC
Xenopus laevis (African clawed frog) is the source of this 308-nucleotide messenger RNA. Its product is annotated as RAC-gamma serine/threonine-protein kinase. Bases 24 to 260 code for a protein of 78 amino acids. The transcript is spliced from 2 exons. Lineage: Eukaryota; Metazoa; Chordata; Amphibia; Anura; Pipidae. The record is from RefSeq and is a predicted model, not a curated record.